This is a messenger RNA of Monodelphis domestica (gray short-tailed opossum), 1056 nucleotides long. Lineage: Eukaryota; Metazoa; Chordata; Mammalia; Didelphimorphia; Didelphidae. The record is from RefSeq and is a predicted model, not a curated record.
AUGGCCAACAAUGCCCAACAGAAGCUGGCAAACUCUUGUCCUUCUUAUCUUCUUUAUGAGAAGAAAGUAGCAGGAGAAACUGAGUUUAGAGCAUCAUCUGGAACCUCAGGCUUAGGUCGCUUCCACAGCGAAGGGAUAAAUCUACAGCCAAAUCUACAGGAAGCUCUGUGGCAGACAGGUAGCCCAUCUCGGCAUGCCCUGCAGUUGGGCGCGGGGCUUCCUGGGAGCUGUAGUCCCUGGGUUGCGUUACGGCGUUGGCGGAGUGGAGGGCGGAGCUGCCGGUGGCCCGGGUGGGCGGGCCGCUGGAGAGACGGUGUGAUCGCUCCUGCCGCCGCUACCUCCGGGGUCUUUCGCCUAUGCAGGGAGCGAGAGGUGGAGGCGGGGUCGGUGUCGCGAUGGAGCCCGACUUGGAGAUUGAGGACAAGACCAUCGAGCUCAUGGUCCUUGGCCUUUCUGGACUUCCUGAAGACUGCUCUGGAUAAGAAUCCAGAAACCCGGCCCAGUGCUGCACAACUCUUAGAGCAUCCCUUUGUCAGCAAAAUCACCAGCAACAAAGCUCUUAGAAAGCUGGUAGCUGAAGCAAAGGCUGAAGUGAUGGAAGAAAUUGAAGACAACAGGGAGGAAGGAGAAGAUGAUGACUCAACAGAAAAGUGCCUCCUCCAGGGAGUCACACAUGGGACUCUUCAGAAGUGAGUCAAUUGAGUUUUGAUGGAGAGAAGCCUCCAGAGUCAUCAACUGCUGACCCAGUGAUGCCCACAGAGCCCAAAGGCAACCUCAAUAAGCCCAGUGACAAGCUUUCGGAUGGGGAAAUCACUGCUAUCAAAGAAGAGGGUGUCGGCUCCAUUCAAACUUUCAUCCUUUACCUUUUUCACUUGUCUAUAAUUCAGUUUACAUCCAAGCAAUAUUUCUAUAAAGAGCAAAGUAAUAAACAGCCUCCUAUGCAGCAGAAAAUGAGAUAGAAACACAAGAAGGUGUAAAUUAAACAAAUAUCCUUCCAUAUGUCACAGCUCACCCAUACAAACAAAAUAAAAAAUUUGCCCAUUUCACAGUUAGAAA